AUGGCAGUUGACUUCGGGGACCACGCCAGCGGGUUCCGCCACACGGAGGUGAUCAGGUUCAUCAACAACGAAGUGCUCAUGAACGGCGGCGGUCCCGACUUCUACGUGACCUUCCGCUCACGGCCCUGGAAUGAGGUGGAGGACCAGCUUCGGACCGUCGUGGCCGACCCUCAGGUACCGCGCACCACUAAGAGAGCCUGCGCCUGGAGCGCGCUGGCCUUGAGUGUGCGCGUGGCCGCGAGGCAGCGGGAGCAGCAGGCGCACCGCGUGCGGCGGCUGCAGGAGCAGGUGGAGGAGCGCGAGAUGGCUACCUGGGCCCUGGCCUCUGAGCUGCAGCGGCUGCGUGGGGAUCGAGAGGACGUGGCCACGCAGUUGCGCUUCACGCAGGUCGCCCUGCAGCAGGCGCUGCUCGAGUGUGAUGUGCUUCGUGGGCGGCUGCUCCACGUGGAUAGGUCGGCCCAGGUCAUCCCGCUGGCCCGUGAAAUACUGCCUGCGCCUCGAGCCGAGCAGCAUGGGGCUAUAGCCGGGCCCCUGAAUGCCGAGCAGCAGAGAGAUGUGGUUGCCAUGGGGUUUCCUGGUAGGCUGUAUUUUGAGGCCCAGGUGCCAGCCCCAGCAGCUGUUCUUCACAUGCCAGGACCCCCAGGUCCCAGGGCUCAGGCCAUACAACCCCCUCUGCCAAUGCCGGUGCCAUACUCACUUCCAUUGCAAGCACCACUCCCAGUGGGAAUCCCUUUCUUGCCACCUCUGCCACCACCAGUAGUCAUGGAUGCAGAAGCUGCAGUAGUCCCGCUUCAGAUGCUUCCUCUGGGGACCUACCCACCUGGUCCAUGUGCUGCAGUGGGCUUCCGGGAGGAGGUGGCCCCACCAUGGGACCAAAGGAAUUACAGCCAGGAGGGAGGUCCUGGGAUCUUCCGGAGUACAGUCCCCCUGGGGAAUAUCAGAAACCCUAGCCAGGAAGGUCUAGAGAGGCCUCGGGGGAUGGUCCCCCUUGAGGAUAGCUGGAGCCACAGCCAAGAAGAAGGUCCAGAGAGGGCCCAGGGGAUGGGUCCUCUUGGGGACAGCUGGAGCCUCAGCCAGGGAGCAGAUCAAGGGACACCCCAGGGGGCGGUAUCCCUUGGGGAUAGUUGGAGCCAGAUCCAGAAAGAAGGUCCAGAGAAGGCCCAGGGGAUGGUCCCCUCUGGGGAUAGCUGGGGCCAGAGUCAGGAAGAAGGUUUAGAGAGGCCCCAGGGGAUGGUCCCCCUUGGGGAGAGCUGGAGCCUCAGCCAGGAAGAUUCACAGAGAUUCCAGGAGGUGGUUACCCUUGGUGCCAGUCAGGAAGAAGAUCCAGAGACUCCCCAGGAGGUGGUACCCCUGAGGGCCAGUGAGAGCCACAGCCAGGAAGAAUUUCCAAAAAGACCCCAAGGGGUGGCCCCCCUUGGUGCCAGCAGGAGCAACAACCAGGAAGAAGAUGUAGAGAGGCCCCAGGACGUGGUUCCCCUGGGGGUCAGUGGGAGCCACAGCCAGGAAGAAAAUCCAAAAAGACCCCAAGGGAUGGCGCCCCUUGGUGCCAGUAGGAGCAAUAGCCAGGAAGAAGAUAAAGAGGGGCCCCAGGAGGUGGUACCCCUGGGGGCCAGUGGGAGCCACAGCAAGGAAGAAGGUCCAAAAACACCCCAAAGGAUGGCCCCCCUUGGUGCCUGUAAGAGCUACAGCCAGGAAGAAGAUCCAGAGGGGGCCCAGGAGAUGGUAUCCCUGGGGGCCAGUGGGAACCACGACAAGGAAGAAGGUCCAGAAAGACCCCAAGGGACGGCCCCCCUUGGUGCCUGUAAGAGCUACAGCCAGGAAGAAGAUCCAGAGGGGGCCCAGGAGAUGGUAUCCCUGGGGGCCAGUGGGAACCACGACAAGGAAGAAGGUCCAGAAAGACCCCAAGGGAUGGCCCCCCUUGGUGCCUGUAAGAGCUACAGCCAGGAAGAAGAUCCAGAGGGGGCCCAGGAGAUGGUAUCCCUGGGGGCCAGUGGGAACCAUGACAAGGAAGAAGGUCCAGAAAGACCCCAAGGGAUGGCCCCUCUGGGGGAUAACAGUAGCCAAAGCCAGGAAGAAGAUCUGGAGAGGCCCCAGGGGACUGGUCCCCUGGGGGACAGCAGAAGCGACAGCCAGGAAGAAGGUCCACAGAGGCCCCAAGGGAUGCUCUCCCUGGAGUUUCUCAGGAGUCACAGCCAGGAAGAAGGUCCACAGAGGCCCCAAAGGAUGCUCUCCCUGGGGUUUAGCAGGAGUCACAGCCAGGAAGAAGGUCCACAGAGGCCCCAAAGGAUGCUCUCCCUGGAGUUUAGCAGGAGUCACAGCCAGGAAGAAGGUCCACGGAGGCCCCAGGCAACCCCCCCGGGGGAUGGCUGGAGCCAAAGUAUGAGGGAAAACCCAAAGAUACAGCAGCCUCCGGGGCAGAAGACCAAGCAACCAAAAGGGAAAAAAGCUUUGGAUUCCAAGCACCAGGAGAAAUCUGUCUCAAGAUGCAGUCCAGUGAAUUGGGACUGCCCAUGGUGUAAAGCCAUGAAUUUUUCAUGGCGCAAGGCCUGUUAUAAAUGCAAGAAAGUCUGUGUGGCAGGUGAGAGUAGAGGCCGGGACCCAGGACAAAUUUACUGACUUCAAGAAGGUAAGUAAGAAUGAAAACACUCCAAAGGAAAACCAAUUUCCCAAGACCCUCUUCUGAUCAAAAAGUAACUUAUUUACUUCACAGAAAAUGUGAAAACCAAAAUUAUUGUAGAGAAAGUUAAAUAAAACAGUCCAUUAUUCCAUUACCGAAACUAACAACUUUUUAUCAUUGUGGGUACUACAUACGUAAAUACACACUCCUUUCUGGUUUCUUAUUAACCUCCUUUUCCUGAAUAUGCCAUGUCUUUGGGAACAGCCAUGUGGUUUUUGAGCUAUAACUAUAUUGAAUUUUAGGAGCACCGCUCUUCCUUCAAAAUGCUAUUGUUCCUUUGUAAACUACAGUGUUCAUGUUUGCUUCUUGUUUUUAAGUUUUAUAGGUGAGGGCCUGUUUUUGUGUCUCUGAGCCCCAAGAACUUGUUUGUUGCUGAAGAAGCUGAACCUGUCCCAUUAGAAGAUUUCCCAAGAGUCUAAAGAAAUCACACCUUGAUUCCAGCUGACCCGCACCUCAUUGAGACCCCCCAUUGGCUGGAACUGAGAAGAGUGAGAAGAAGUCAUGGAAGAAGAGAUGCUCUGGCACUCAGUAGGGGGGCAGGGAAGGCAAAACAAUUUUGUUAGAAUGUAAUUUCUCUGUUGGGAUUAA
Mirounga angustirostris (Northern elephant seal) is the source of this 3265-nucleotide messenger RNA. It is a transcript of the gene TEX13D, whose product is annotated as TEX13 family member D. Lineage: Eukaryota; Metazoa; Chordata; Mammalia; Carnivora; Phocidae. Gene Ontology annotation, molecular function: mRNA binding. The record is from RefSeq and is a predicted model, not a curated record. The coding region runs from base 1 to 2616 and encodes 871 amino acids. The transcript has a single exon.